This is a messenger RNA of Euleptes europaea (tarantolino), 1598 nucleotides long. It is a transcript of the gene OSGIN1, whose product is annotated as oxidative stress induced growth inhibitor 1. The record is from RefSeq and is a predicted model, not a curated record. The coding region runs from base 27 to 1508 and encodes 493 amino acids. NCBI's taxonomy places the organism in Eukaryota, Metazoa, Chordata, Lepidosauria, Squamata, Sphaerodactylidae. Gene Ontology annotation, molecular function: oxidoreductase activity. The transcript has 5 exons.
AGUCUGCGGGCAGAAAGAAAGGCACUAUGCUACACACUCAUUUGGAUCAGAACAGCGCCAAGCCUGUUCCUGUGGUGAUCAUAGGAAACGGCCCCUCAGGCAUCUGCCUAUCAUACCUACUCUCUGGCUACAUCCCUUAUGUCCGAAGGGGCUCUGUUCAUCCCAACCCCAUUUUACAAAGGAAACUGGAAGAAACACCUGAAAUCCCCAUCUUUGACCAGGAUAUCAAGUACCUGUCUGAAGGUUUGGAAGGGAGAUCGUCCAGCCCAGUUGCUCUUCUCUUCGAUGCUCUACUUCGCCCAGAUACUGACUUUGGUGGGUCAGCAGAUUCCGUUCUCACGUGGUGGCACCAGCCUGACAAAGCUGUUCCUCACCUUGUUCUUGGCAAAAACCUUCCUGGAGGAGCUUGGCAUUCUAUUGAGGGGUCUAUGUUCACCUUGAGCCGGGGAGACUGGAUGGAGCUUCCUGGCCUUCAGUUCAAAGACUGGAUGAGUAGGAAGAAAAGAGGCUUCAGAAACAACCGGGCAACAGCGGGAGACAUCGUCCAGUACUACCAAUACUACGUGGCCAACAAAGGCUUAAAGAAUAAUUUUCUCUGUGAAACGGUUGUGACAUCAGUGAAAAGUCUCGGUGCGGUUGCCGACUACACCAAUCACGAUUCAAGAGACGGUGACUCUAGAUGGGAUCCUUCCGAGAAACCACAAGACAAUGGCGAAGGUUUCAGAAGUCUCUUUCAAGUUGACGGGUUUGUGACAACCAUCAAUGGCACACAGCCUUUCUCAGUGUACGCUGAAAACGUGGUUUUAGCCACAGGGACAUACGACAGUCCAUCCUGGCUUGGGGUCCAAGGAGAAACCCUUCCUUUUGUCCACCACAAGCUCUCCGCCCUGGAAGACGCUGUGAGGAACAAGGAAAUUGGCAUGAUGUCAGAUCCAAUUCUGAUUGUGGGUGCUGGGCUAACAGCAGCAGAUGCGGUCCUCUUUGCACACCACUGCAGCAUUCCAGUGAUCCAUGCCUUCCGGCGGAGCGUCAGUGAUCCGGCCCUGAUCUUCAACCAGCUCCCCAAAACUAUGUAUCCCGAGUACCACAAAGUCCACCAGAUGAUGAAAGAACAGGUGGCUUCUGGCCCAGGACUCUACGAGAGUUACAUCAGCCUUCCUGAACACCACAUAGUGUCCUUCACGGAGGAUAGGAAGUGCAUCUUCCGGGAUAAGAGCAGCCGCCAAAAAGUGUACAAUGUUUCUAUGGCUUUUGUUCUCAUUGGCUCCAAUCCCAACCUAUCCUACCUGCCAAAUAAUGGCGUGGACUUGGCAGUAGACUGUGAACAGUCUGUCAGUUCCAAGAGGAACCCGAUCGAUGUAGACCCCUUCACUUACGAAUCUGUUCACGAGAAGGGGCUCUAUGCCAUGGGACCGCUCGCUGGUGACAAUUUUGUGCGCUUUGUACAAGGGGGUGCUCUGGCUAUUGCCAACUCCUUGCUGAAGAAAGCCAACAAGAAUCCUCCAUAAUGUUGAACGGAGCCCCAUGUUCUCAAAGACCAAUGUGUUCUCUGGAAAAGCAAGAGCAUUGGAUAGGUAGAAGCCAUUUCAGCUAGGAAG